AUGGAUACCACCAGUAUUGAGGAUACGACGACGACGAUAGAGCUGCUACAGUCUAUGUAUUGCGGUGACGAUGAGUUUUCUUUUUGCACCCCACAAGAUCAAGAUGCGUACAACCGAUUGGUGAAGGCGAUGGAGGAUGGCGACAAUGACAAGCCAGCAGCAGCAGAAUCAAUACGAUUGCAACUCAAUUUACCCUUGUCAUCGGAUCAAGAGGAUAUCUCAAACUGGAGGCUUACAGUGACCUGCCGGUUCUCUUCCGAUUUUGAUAUUGCUGUGGCGUCGUCUCAUAAUAGUUGGCUUUCUCGUGAUGCUCAUCAAGCGCUUACUCGAUCAUUGCAGGAAUUUGAGUGUGAUGCGGAUGAUCAGCCGACUCGAGUGCUCGAUAGUAUCCAAUUUCUUCAAUCCGAAGCUGAACAAGCUGCUGUCAAAGCGUAUUUGGAACAACAAAACAAUGCCAAAAGCAAUGAUAAAGAGAGUGGCCCAGUGACAUUUCUCAGAGAAUGGAUUUGGUUUCCUAUGAUUUAUACCAGAGAAAAGAGAGGACAUAUUAUUGAUUGGGCACCAGGAUAUGGAGUCACUGGGUUUCUAUGUCCGGGAAAACCAGGUGCAUUAUGCAUGGAGGGCAUUGACAAGAACGUGCAACGCUUUAUCAAUGACAUUAAGACCGUUUCUUGGUCUGACAUCCCAGCAUCGCAUCGUAAAAUGAGUACCAAAUGGCAGGAACGACAUCAUUGUGAUUCCAUACACGACUUGAAUCGACAUCGCAAAUUUCCGGAUAUGACCGAGAUUACAUUUGAUUUGCAUGGUGCUUUUGGAAACCAUAACGACUUGGGAAUGCUGCAACAAUGGCUUAAGGAUAAGGAUUGUCCAGAUGCAUUUGACCAUUUAUUUGACCAUGAUUCAUAA
Molecule: messenger RNA, 906 nt
Organism: Lichtheimia ornata
Lineage: Eukaryota; Fungi; Mucoromycota; Mucoromycetes; Mucorales; Lichtheimiaceae
Exons: 3
Coding region: 1-906 (301 amino acids)
Source: RefSeq, a predicted model, not a curated record